GCUGACAUACGCGCGGCGGCCGACAGUCGCGAUAGUGAAUGUGCCGAUACCGCACAAACAUUGUGCGCACACGAUGUAUACCGUCCGAUUGUGUUUCGCCGCCACCGUCGCGUUUCUCGUUGUCGUGAUUGGCUGGUGGACCGCCGACGCAGUGGUAUGUUGCAACAGUAGUCUAGUCAAGGGCGGCGGAGAACGCAUCGUUAGGUCUUGCCCGAACAAAAAUCGGACUUUCCACAUGGUGGAGACGAUCGGUGACAGCGCGUGUGAUGAGAACCGAACGGCCGUGCCAGUCCGGAAGUGCUGUCCGCCGGGCCGGCUGUAUGAUCCGAAAGUGCAGUUCUGCGGACCGUCCAGGGCGGACCGCGACGAGUACCUGCAGCGGAUGAUGCAGCGAUUGAGUGCCGAAUUCCGGGUGGUGGCCGAUGCGGUGAUGGUGGGUUACGAUUAUGAGCAACCAAUAUGCAACGCCACACAAGUGCUAGUCGACGUGCCCGUCAUGGAAGUGCGUGGGCUGAUGGAGACGGGCCCGCCGGCCAUCGAGUUGCCGCCGGGCUACUGCUUCGACCUGACGCCAUCCGAUGAGCUGGUGGCCCAGACGUGCCGGCCACGUGACCAGUACUGCGGCCGGGACGGUUACACGUGCGUCCGCAAGUGCUGCAAGCGCGACCAUAUGUUCGUCGACGGUGGUGGGGAGUGCAAGCGGAGCGAGAAGCCGUUCACGAUGUCCGCCUAUGAAACAGACGCGGACGGCCGUCCUGUUGGACAGUCGAACAGCACGGUGCUGCCGUACUAUUUACAACUCGAGUGUUCCAAUAGGAACAAGGUAGACGACGGGUUCAUGUUGACCACGGAUGGAAGCCUUUACCUUAACGGCGACGGCAAACGCGUACCGGAGACCAGGUACUGUGUGGAGUAUAACGCCACGGCCGACCGCCCACAGGCGUUAAUAUGCGCCAAAGGCAAACGUUUUAACUGGAAGCGUGUAUUCUAUUGGAUUAGUCCUCCUGUGGUGUCUUUCGUGUUCGCGAUGCUCACGCUGCUUGUGUACGCCAUACUACCAAGCCUCCGGAACGUCCAAGGCUACUACUUCAUCUGGUACUUGGCCAGCGUGCUGAUGGUUAACGUUUGCGAAAUGAUCGACUUGUACAAGUUGUACACUGUAUUGAAAGACCCCUAUUCCCUUUCAUUUUACGGUUGUUCAUAUUCAUUUUUUUUCAUGGCAACAGUAUGCUGGUUACACGUAUUAAGCGUUGAUAUUUACUGGACGAUAAAGUGCAACAAGUCAAUAUACAGAAAUACAUCAACAUCAGUACGUACCAUAAUGUACCAUAUUUACUGUUGGGGAUUUUCAAGUAUUGGCGUAAUACCUAUUUUUUAUUUUUUAUAUUCAAAUCACAAAAUUCAACUGCAAUUAACACCUUAUAUUGGAGACAUUUUAUGCUUUUUUUUUGACUGCCCUAGUCUAGGAUCCUUCAUUUUCUUAUACAUACACUUGAAGGUUAUUGUGAUUACCAAUUUAAUAUUGUUCUUGCUAACUGCAAUUCAUUAUUCAAGAACUAAAUCUGAACUCAAUAAAUUCAACCCAACAGAUUCAAAAACAGAACGUUUAUUUGUUUACAAAGAGAGAUUUGUAAUGAAUAUCAAACUAUUUCUGAUUAUGGGAAUCUCAAAUUUCAGUCAGAUAUCAGAUUUCCAAAAAAAUUCAAUCAUAAUUUUAUUUUGUAAUUUUAUUAACCAACUACACCCAGUAUUCGUAUUUAUUAUAUUGGUGGCCAAGCGAAGAGUUAUUAUGGACUUACGGAAAACGUUUAGAGGUUUAAUGAAUCACAGUGAGUCGACACCGAUUAACACCAUCACUGGGUCGUCAUAAAAGUGUCACUGGGCAGUGCUAAUUUAAGUUUAAUGAUUUAUAAAUGCAAUAUGAUUAUAUUGUGUAGAUAUUAUUAUAGUAUAUAUAUUUGGACUCAUGGCCCUAGAGUCUAGGGCCUAGACCCGAGGGCAUAAAAAAAAUCAUUAUUUUUGUGCCUUAAAAUAUUACGUAUUUGUUUUGUGUGGUUAUUAAAAAAUUAAAACAAUAGUUAAUAAUCAAAAUAUACGAUUUACCAAUUUUAUAUUAGGUAUGUUAUAUUUUACCUCGUGUUUUACUCAAAUAAUUUAUAUUUGGUCUAAAUAAAUCGUUUAUAUUUAUUUAAAAAAAAUGGAUACCUAAAUCCUAUCUAAUAAAAUAACAAAUAAAUUUAUGAGCUGUGUACUUUUUAUGAUUAUUAAUAAAUUAAAAUGUAAUUCUUACACAAAUACAUUUUGAACCACAA
Metopolophium dirhodum (rose-grain aphid) is the source of this 2312-nucleotide messenger RNA. RefSeq names its product G-protein coupled receptor Mth-like. Lineage: Eukaryota; Metazoa; Arthropoda; Insecta; Hemiptera; Aphididae. The transcript is spliced from 6 exons. Bases 74 to 1870 code for a protein of 598 amino acids. The record is from RefSeq and is a predicted model, not a curated record. Gene Ontology annotation, molecular function: G protein-coupled receptor activity.